AUGAGAAUUAUUGCGGCUUUGCUUAUUUCAGUUGCACUUGCAUCUUUUCCGUUUGAUUUAACUGCAAGCUAUGAGUAUUACUUAUUUGUAGUCCAAUGGAAGCCAACUGACUGCCUUAAUAAAUCUUGCCCAAGUGGGUACUUAUCAACUAACUUCAACAUCCACGGACUUUGGCCUGAAAAUUGGUCCGGCACAUACCCUCAAGACUGUGUCCCUAAUUAGCCAUUCGGUAGUAUUUACCUCCAUUAUCCGGUAAUGAAGACUUUGUGUGUCUUCCCGAUGGGUAUUUGCGAAGAAACUUUUUACUUGAGGCACUAAUGGUGAUGACGAAUGCUUAGUUGAUACAGAUAGUGGCUAGGGAUUUAUCACUAGUUGUAACUCCAGUCGUUUAAGCAGCAGCUGCCAAGUCCUUAAGCAGUGUGCUCCGAGACUUAGAGAAAGAAUAAAGAAACCGGAAUAAGCUAUCUCUGAUGGAAAUGCUGACAUAUCCCAGAGAGAUUCGCUCGUAGCUGGAAAAAAAAAUUCAAGGCAUUUUUCAGUGAAAUAAGCUCUAUUCUUUAAUUAGCCUAACCUAGCCCUAAUUCGCCAUUAAACAUCACUACAAGUACAGAAACAGAACUUAAAAAAUACUGGCAAUCAAAUAAUGGAGACUCCAAAACUUUCUGGACCCAUGAAUGGACAAAACAUGGGACUUGCAUUACUCCCUCUAUACCAUGCAAUUCAUAUUUCGACAAAGGAGUAGCCCUUUAUAAACAAUUAAACAUUCUCAGCACUUUAAGCGCAGGAGGAGUCAAGCCAGGCACCUCAGAAGUCUCAAAGGACGCUUUUAUAAAGGCACUUAAAUAUACGGUUGAUACAACAUGCUCCACCAUUAAUUCAAAAAGUUAUCUCAAAGAAGUCAGAUUUUGCUUUGAUAAAAAUUAUAGCCAAGUGAACUGCAAAGGUACUUCAACCUGCAAGACGAGCUUUUAUUUCGUAAGUAGCUAA
Messenger RNA from Blepharisma stoltei, 987 nucleotides. NCBI's taxonomy places the organism in Eukaryota, Ciliophora, Heterotrichea, Heterotrichida, Blepharismidae. The record is from the annotation of a GenBank genome assembly.